GUCUCUCAGAAGAAGAAGAGAUAUUGCACGUGAAGUUUGGAGAGUGAAGUCAACACGCUUUACUUUGAAUUAAACCUGCAUACAGUAAGGACCUUGUUACGCGGAGCAGCACGAUGAGUGUGUCCAUGCCGCAGAAGCGCUAUUACCGGCAGAGAGCGCACUCUAACCCCAUGGCCGACCACACAUUCCAGUAUCCGGUGUGCCCGGAGGAGAUGGAUUGGUCAAAGCUUUACCCGGAGUAUUUCCGCCCGCUGGACGGAAGCGGGAGUCCGGAGAAGCAGAAAGCGCAGGUGGAGUUUGCUGACAUCGGCUGCGGCUACGGUGGACUUCUGGUUCAGUUAUCAAAGCUCUUCCCCGAACAGUUGAUUUUGGGUUUGGAGAUUCGGGUGAAAGUCUCAGACUAUGUUCAAGACCGCAUUCGCUCACUUCGAGCUGCUGAACCAGGGAGUUACCAGAACAUUGCCUGCCUGCGCAGUAAUGCCAUGAAGUACUUGCCCAAUUUCUUCACAAAGGGACAGCUCAGCAAGAUGUUCUUUCUCUUUCCGGAUCCACACUUCAAGAAAACGAAACACAAAUGGCGUAUUAUUAGCCCUACGUUACUGGCGGAGUAUGCAUACACGCUCCGAGUCGGGGGUUUAGUGUACACAAACACUGAUGUUGAAGAGGUUCACGACUGGAUCGUCAAGCACUUCAGCGAUCAUCCUCUCUUUAGCAGAGUGUCUGACGAAGAACUGGCUGAUGACAUCAUCAUUAGUCAUCUGGGAACAUGUACGGAAGAGGGAAAGAAGGUUCAGAGAAAUGGAGGCAAGAAUUUUUUAGCAGUUUUCCGCAGAGUGGAAGAUCCUCAAACAUGAUGCUCCUCAAAUAAAGCUGUUGCACAGUAAUUGCUCACAUUUCCAGCAGUUGAUUUUCAACAUCCAAAAUGUUAUUUCUGAAUAUGAAUAAACAUUGUUCUUGACAUGUUCUGUAUAUUAAAUGUUUAUU
Molecule: messenger RNA, 984 nt
Organism: Labeo rohita (rohu)
Lineage: Eukaryota; Metazoa; Chordata; Actinopteri; Cypriniformes; Cyprinidae
Gene: mettl1
Product: methyltransferase 1, tRNA methylguanosine
Exons: 6
Coding region: 114-854 (246 amino acids)
Biological process (GO): RNA (guanine-N7)-methylation; tRNA methylation
Cellular component (GO): tRNA methyltransferase complex
Molecular function (GO): tRNA (guanine(46)-N7)-methyltransferase activity
Source: RefSeq, a predicted model, not a curated record